AAUCCUGCUCAAUCUCCUACAUGCCUCCCAAAGCUCACCGCGCUGGCGCAACGGGCCUCCCUCGUACACACUCCCGUUCAUCGUCGGGAGGUUCCUCCAAAGCAGCACUGAAUCUUCACUUUACGCAGAAGGAUCCUGCUCCAGCGAAGCAAGCCGAAAGAACAAAGAAAAACGGCUUAGUUCAUGACUCGCAUUCAAGGAAUACUUCGCCAUACCCUCCCAGAGUGAAUAGCUCGACACGUCUUGCUUCAAGGGAGCAGCUACCGAUUCAAACGCAGCGGCAUGUGCCUCCCUCGAACCAGCGACAGACAACUGGCAAACCUAAAGCAGGAUUUACCAUUGCUAGCCAAAGUGCGGAUGAAGAUGACGAGUGGGUUUCCAGCGAGAGUGGCGCAGCAACUCCCAGCAGUGUGAGCUCUGACAGCGGCAGGUCUCGAACACCUGUCGAGACGCACAGACCUUCGCUCCUCGCGGCCCCGUCCGUUGAUGAACCCAUACAUCGGCCGGAAACUCCAAGAGCACUACCGCCCUCUAUGUCCCGAGUGCCUACCACCCGUCCCCCCGAUGCACCAGCUCGAGCGUCAUCAGCUGUAGCUGUGUCAGUUGCACGUGCAUCACCGGUUCCAGCACUAGCCUCAUCUAGGCAUCAAGCGAAGCAAUCCAAUCUCUCUCAGCACCCUUCUCCUGAGCGCCGUAUCAUGGAGACUCGCUCAGAGAACACUUCGCCUAUUCAUCGCUCGCACCCACACAAGCGUCAGUCGGUGACGCGCCCACCAUCUACUCAUUCGACGACAAGCAGAAACGAUGCACCAUUACGCCCGCAUCCACUUAUUCGAGGUCAGUCAUAUGGCCCUGCAGCUCCAGUGACACCACGGAUGGUGCCUCUCGCCCCACUCACCAUCACAUCUGAAGCUGCUCCAGCGCACAUAUCCGCACCCCAGACAUAUGACGCGGAGGAUAGGAUAUGCACUUCACCAUCCAGUAUUAAGACUACGUAUGCUCCACCGCCUAACCGCAGAACAUCAGUAUCGUCCGCAAGUUCGGUGGUCACUCUUCCAACUCAAGCGCAUAUCCAACCACCCCAUUUCAAGGCUGUACACGACCGUACUCGCACCCUUUCAUCCAUGUCAUCAACCUCUUCGAGCUCUGUACAAGCGUUGUCAUCACUUGCACAACUUCCCACCACCCGUCCGUCAACGCCGCAAUAUACCUCGCAUUUUCCUGCGGCUAGUCUUUACGCCAACCUUGAAACUGUGCACCCAUUACUCCCACCACCCUACCUUAGUGCACAUGUGUCCAUCCUUGCGCACCGAAGUCCGUUGAGGGAGUCGUACGAUAGAGUUAUUGUCGCCAAGGAGCAACAACGACGUGGAGAGAAGAGUGGUUGAGGUGUCCAUAUUGGUGCUUUUGAAUUUUAACUGGUCGGUGGAAUGUUCGUGACACGUCCUCGUCCAUUCUCAUUCUAUGGCACUGACUCGUAUUUCAGAUCUAUACAUACCAUUAUUGUCAAUUGUUUCAUCGUUGGACCCGACAUCCAAUUCUGUACCAUUAUAGACAGUUCUAUACCAUUUACUGUCCUAUUCGAAAGCUAUCGGCGUCUCAAAGUCUUCAUUUCUUCACACAGACAUGGCUACGUUUAUUGUCCAGAUGAACUCCUAUCCUUGCGAUAGCCUUAAACCUUAGUACUUUUAUUGACAGACAUGGAAAUCUUACGACUAUGUAGAAUACUUGAGCUAGACCUCUCCCUCGAAGAUAGCAUUAGGAUAGUCUUAACGGUAUGAAAACUUUGUACUGCC
This is a messenger RNA of Suillus clintonianus, 1796 nucleotides long. RefSeq lists its product as uncharacterized. The coding region runs from base 21 to 1388 and encodes 455 amino acids. NCBI's taxonomy places the organism in Eukaryota, Fungi, Basidiomycota, Agaricomycetes, Boletales, Suillaceae. The record is from RefSeq and is a predicted model, not a curated record. The transcript has 2 exons.